AAUUCACAUCUUAUAUAUAUAUAUAUAUAUAUAUAUAUAUAUAUAUAUAUAUAUAUAUAUAUAUAUAUAUAUAUAUAUAUAUAUAUAUAUAUAUAUAUAUAUAUAUACACACACACACACACACAGUCACACAAACCCUUGUGUAAUUUGCAGGGUCACGCACAUGCACACACCCACUUACACUCGCACACAAGCACACACCCCUGCAUGUGAGCACAACGUCACACUUUCAACUCACUAACUAACUCCCUCCUGUAUAUAUUUCACUUUAAUAGUUGUAUGUGUAUAUAAACGGUUAUUUUGAUUUCAAAAGCCCCUUUUGCCAUGUUAUAUUCCUUUGGAGAAUGAAAUCAACCAUGAUUUUAAACUAUGUAUUAUCAAUAUUCAUUAUUCCAAACAUGAGAAAGCAUUCAGCAAACAUAACUGGAAUCGAGCAAAAGGACUCCAAAUCCCAACGGCCAAACCCGUAAGUGAAGUGCCGGCAUUAUUGACUCGAGCUGUAACGCAAAUUACUUGGUUUAAACGAACAUUCUAGUGCAAUCGCACAAAUGUGACGACUGUGUCAAAAUAACUAAAUAAAAGACACCACUGUUACAGAAAGACUUUACACGCUAUUUAAACUGCUGAUCGCGAACGGAAUGAACCGUGAUUGAAACUAACUGUGAUGCUGCUCUUUACACUGGCUGUCACCUGUCAGUGGCAGCCCCGCCCCUCUGAAAGCGCCAGAUAAAGUCACCAACAUGGGUUUCCCUGGAUGGAUUUUGUUUGAUUUCUACAUGAUAUUUGCGGUCCUCGGGCCCACUUUAUAUCUGUGGACGAAGGAUUAGAGGCUCAAAUCCUUCGUUGUGUCAGAGGACCGGCAACCUGAGGCCAAGGCCAAGGACUUGACUCUGAGGCCAAGGCCGAGGACCAAGGACUUGACUCUGAUGUCAAGGCCGAGGACCAAGGACCUACCUCCGGUUCUCGAGCCGGUCCAUGGCCUCGAGGACUGGCUCGAGGAACACAUCACUGGUACCAACCAAGGCCCUCUGCUCCUUCAACAAUAACAAGCCAUGGUUCACUCCCAAACUCAGGCAGCUUGGAAAAGAGAAAGAGGGCGCAUUUAGAAGUGGAGAUCGGGCAGUGUACAAACACGCCGAAAACCAAUUGACAAAGGAACUUAACAUCGCAAAGAGAAGCUAUGCAGAGAGGCUGGAAAAACAUUCUCUGCUAACGACUGCAUCUGUGUGGAAUGGCCUGAAAGCAAUCACAAACUAUAGAUUGCCAUGCCCCCAAACAGUAAACAAUAAGGGUCUGGGUGAUGAACUAAACAUGUUUUUCUGCCGAUUUGAAAAGGACACCGCCAUUUCCCACAUACACCCAUCUCUACCAGAAACUACUCUAUCUACGCCCCCACCCUCAUUCUCUCCCAUACAGAUCCACGAACAGGACGUGAAGCAGCAGAAGAUCAAGAAAGCUGCGGGGCCCGACAAAGUGUCCACCUCCUGCCUGAAAGUAUGCGCUGACCAGCUUGCUCCGGUCUUCACACAAAUCUUCAACAGAUCCCUGGAGCUGUGUGAUGUCCCAUCCUGCUUCAAACAGUCGACCAUCAUCCCAGUUCCCAAGAAACCGGCAACAUCGGAACUGAACGACUCUAGGCCUGUCGCUCUGAUGUCUGUGGCCAUGAAGUCCUUUGAACGCCUUGUGCUGAACCACCUAAAGAAUGUCACCGGACCCCUGCUGGACCCUCUUCAGUUUGCCUACCGGGCAAAAAGGUCUGUGGAGGAUGCAGUCAACAAAGGCCUGCACUACAUCCUCGAGCACCUCAACAGCACAGGGACCUACGCAAGGAUCCUGCUUGUGGAUAUAGCUCUGUGUUCAACACCAUCAUCCCGGAACUCCUCACCCCCAAACUUCUCCAGCUCGGUGUGUCCCCUACGAUCUGCCAGUGGAUCCUCAGCUUCCUGACGGGACGGACACAACAGUCUUCAGAUCUACUCGGGACCUGUCUUAGAUCUACCGGUAGAUCAGGAUCUACCUAAUGGGCACCCCUGCUCUACACGAACGAUUGCACCUCAACAUGCCCAGCUGUCAAACUCAUAAAGUUUGCAGACAACACCACGGUCAUCGGUCUCAUCAAAGACGGCGACGAGUCUACGUACCGACAACAAGUGGAGCAGCUGGAGCUCUGGUGCAGGGCUGACAACCUAGGGCUGAACACGCUCAAGACUGAAGAGAUGAUCGUGGACUUCAGGAAGCUGCCUCUCACACUAUCCAACUGUCCUGUGUCAACCGUCGAGACCUUCAAGUUACUGGGAAUCACAGUCUCCCAGGACAUGAAGUUGGAGGUCAACACCAACUACAUCCUGAAAAGGGCCUAGCAGAGGAUGUACUUCCUGAGGCUGCUGAGGAAGCAUGGCCUGCCACAGGAGGUGCUACGAGAGUUCUGCACGGUAGUCAUUGAAUCAAUCCUGUGUUCUUCCGUCACGGUUUGGUUUGGGGCUGCCACAAGAAAAGACAAAAUCCGACUUCCACGGACAGUUAGGACAGCGGAAAAAAUCAUUGACACCGCCCUACCCACUCUUGAGGACUUGCACACUGCAAGAAUCAAAACAAGGGCACAGAAAAUCCUACUUGAUACCCCGCACCCUGCCCACCACCUUUUCCAGCUACUCCCCGCAGGCAGGCACUACCGACUCAUGCGCACUAAAUCCAGCAGACACUUAAACAGCUUCUUCCCUCUUGCCAUUAACUCCCUAAACAGUCACUGACGUAUACUGCACCGCACCAGACACUUCAAAGCACUCAAGGACAUCUGCAUAAUUGCACACUUCUUGUCCUACAAAUACUGCCACUGGUCACUUUAAAAUGGUUCAAUGAUUUUCUGCAGCAACUGUACAGCUGUUAUAGUAUUGUAUUCUACCACUGAUCACUUUAGCUCUGCUUGAUACUUUGCACAUUGUCUCACAUUUGUCACUGGGUGGUACCACUGCACUACGGUUCACUUACAUUACGAAAUGUCCUUCCAUAUGUAAUUUUUCCAUACUUAUUUGUCACGUCCUUCUUUAUGAUGAUACUAAUGCAGCAUGUUAUACCGGAGACAAAUUUCUUGUGUGUUCUACAUACUUGGCCAAUAAAGAUGAUUCUGAUUCUGAUUCUGGAGCUGCAAAAAAAUAAAAGCCUUCUAUAAAACGUAGGAGACUGGACUGUCUCCGAAUUGUUUGUUAUUCAUUCCUUUGUUGUGUGUUCACAAACGCCACUAUAGAAUUUAUUUUGUAAUUUCCUCGCUUAAUUUUUUUGUUUGUUUUGGUGCAUUAUUUUCGCUUUUCUUAGUGUCAGUGAAGUGAUCAUUAAUAUCCGUUUUCUGAGGCUGUCUUUGAACGCCUCUCGAGUUGAACGGAGUCGGACGCAGACGUGUCU
This is a messenger RNA of Hippocampus zosterae (dwarf seahorse), 3399 nucleotides long. RefSeq lists its product as uncharacterized. The transcript has 2 exons. Bases 976 to 1947 code for a protein of 323 amino acids. The record is from RefSeq and is a predicted model, not a curated record. Lineage: Eukaryota; Metazoa; Chordata; Actinopteri; Syngnathiformes; Syngnathidae.